Oppiella nova is the source of this 210-nucleotide messenger RNA. The record is from the annotation of a GenBank genome assembly. NCBI's taxonomy places the organism in Eukaryota, Metazoa, Arthropoda, Arachnida, Sarcoptiformes, Oppiidae.
AUGGAAUCACUUUUGUUUAUCUCUGAUAUCUCUAAAAAAACUGGACUCUCUAUCCAUACCCUGCGUUAUUAUGAACAAAUAGGCUUGCUGAAAAAUAUCCACCGUAAUCAAUCUGGGCGACGUGUAUAUACCAAACUUGAUCUGGAAUGGCUUGAAUGGAAAAAAUGCAAGAUUUUGCCCAAUUUCGACUACAAGGAGAGCAAACCUUAA